Messenger RNA from Manihot esculenta (cassava), 3151 nucleotides. RefSeq names its product receptor protein-tyrosine kinase CEPR1. Gene Ontology annotation, molecular function: protein kinase activity; ATP binding; receptor serine/threonine kinase binding. The record is from RefSeq and is a predicted model, not a curated record. Bases 116 to 2980 code for a protein of 954 amino acids. The transcript has 2 exons. Gene Ontology annotation, biological process: protein phosphorylation. NCBI's taxonomy places the organism in Eukaryota, Viridiplantae, Streptophyta, Magnoliopsida, Malpighiales, Euphorbiaceae.
GAAGCUUUUUGAAAAGAUGGCUUUUUGACUGAUCAAAUAGAAUGAUUUGCUUUUUGCUUCCCGCCCAAUAAUUGUUUCCUCUCCUCCAGGAAAAAUUAUAGCAUAAAUUCGAAGUAUGGAUAUUAGAUACAUGGUAAAAAUGCUCCUUCUCAAGGCCCCCUCUGCAACAACAACCUUAACUACCUUUAUGGCUUUUCAGUCCAUCUUCCUUUUUCUCUCAAUUAUUUCUCUGACAUACCCUCUGCAUGCCAUCACUACAAACCAGUCCCAGUUCUUCAAUCUCGUUAAAACUUCUUUGUCAGGAAAUGCUUUGUCGGAAUGGGAUGUAACUGGAGGGAAAUCUUACUGCAAUUUCACAGGAGUUAGCUGCAACAGUCAUGGUUAUGUUGAAAAACUUGACAUGGCCGGUUGGUCAAUCAAUGGCCGUUUUCCAGAAGGAAUAUGCUCUUACCUGCCAGAGUUGCGUGUUCUCCGUCUCGGCUACAACAACCUCUAUGGUGAUUUCUUUUACAGCAUCACAAACUGCUCUAACUUGGAAGAGCUCAAUAUGACUUCUUUGAAUCUUGGUGGAACAAUUCCUGAUUUAUCACCAUUGAAAUAUCUCCGCAUUCUUGACAUGUCAUACAACCUUUUCACAGGCAAUUUUCCAAUGUCAGUGACUAAUCUUACCAAUCUUGAGUUGCUUACUUUCAAUGAAAACGAGGGUCUUACAUUGUGGCAACUGCCGGAGGACAUUUCCAAACUGACAAAGAUUCAAUACUUGAUCUUGUCGUCAUGCAUGUUGUACGGUCCAAUCCCAGCAUCAUUAGGAAACAUGACAUCUCUUAUCGAUCUUGAAUUAAGUGGAAAUUUCUUGACAGGGAAAAUUCCUGCAGAGAUUGGAUCAUUGAAGAAUUUGCAACAACUUGAGCUUUAUUAUAAUGGUCACCUUUCUGGCAGUAUACCUGAAGAACUUGGAAAUUUGACAGAGCUAGUAGAUUUGGACAUCUCGGUCAAUAAGUUGACAGGAAACAUACCAGAAUCAAUAUGUCGCCUUCCAAAGCUCAAAUUUCUGCAGCUUUACAACAACAGCCUCAUUGGAGAAAUCCCAAGUGCCAUUGCCAACUCAACAACUCUGCACAGUUUAUCACUUUAUGACAAUUAUCUUACUGGAGAAGUUCCACAAAACUUCGGCCAACUGUCAGCAAUGGUUGUCCUAGACCUGUCAGAGAAUCGCCUAUCAGGUCCAUUACCAACAGAAGCUUGUAAAGGAGGUAAACUGUUAUACUUUCUUUUCUUGGAUAACAUGUUUUCUGGAGAGCUACCCGAUAGUUAUGCAAAAUGCAACACACUUCUAAGGUUUCGAGUCAACAACAACCGUUUGGAGGGGCCAAUACCAGCAGGACUUCUAGGUCUUCCCCAUGUUUCAAUCAUUGAUUUGAGUUACAAUAAUUUUAGUGGUUCACUUGCAAACACAAUUGAAACUGCUACAAAGUUAUCAGAAUUGUUCUUGCAAAGUAACAAGAUUUCAGGCGUUCUGCCUCCUGAAAUCUCCAGGGCUAACAAUCUGGUUAAGCUUGAUAUCAGCAAUAAUCUACUGUCUGGGCCAAUACCUUCUCAAAUUGGCUUUCUGAGCAAGUUAAAUUUACUGAUGCUACAAGAUAACAUGUUGAAUUCUUCCAUCCCCAAAUCACUCUCUUUGUUGAAAUCUCUUACUGUUCUUGAUCUUUCAAAUAACCUUUUGACUGGAAGUGUCCCAGAAAGUCUUAGUGUGUUGCAACCUUAUUUCAUUAAUUUUUCAAACAAUCACCUUUCUGGUCCCAUUCCUUAUUCUCUGAUAAAAGGAGGGUUGCUGAAGAGCUUUUCUGGCAACCCAAGUCUCUGUGUUCCAAUCUAUGUUUCAACAGACCAAAACUUUCCCAUAUGCUCACAGACUUAUAAUAGGAAGAAAAUAAGUUCUACUUGGUUGAUUGGAAUUCCUGCAAUUAUAAUAAUAGUCGGAGCUCUCUUGUUUCUAAACCAUAAAUUCUGGAGAAUUAGACAUAAGAACACCAUUUCCUCUUCAUUUUCCCCCUUCAAUGCAAGCUUCAAUGGAAUGCGUUUUUAUGAACAAGAGAUGAUUCAAGGCAUGGUUGAUAACAACAGAAUGGGCCAAGAAGCAUCUGGAACGGUGUACAGGAUUGAAUUAAGCAGUGGGCAAACAGUUGCAGUAAAGAGGCUGUGGAGUAAGGGAAUGCAAAAGUCAACUGUAGAAGACAGGUUGCUUUGGGAAAAGGAGUUGAAAACUGAGGCUAAGACCAUGGGAAGUAUAAGUCACAAGAACAUAGUCAAAUUGUACUGUUACUUCUCGAGUUUGGAUUCCAGCAUGUUGGUUUAUGAGUACAUGCCAAAUGGAAACCUCUGGGAUGCCCUGCACGAAUUUCAGGUGCAUCUAGAUUGGCCUACCCGUCAUCAAAUAGCACUUGGAGUUGCACAGUGCUUAGCUUAUCUCCACCAUGAUCUGUCGCCACCUAUUAUUCACAGAAAUAUUAAGUCAUCCAAUAUUCUUCUAGAUGCUAACUACCAGCCCAAGGUCGCCAACUUUGGCAUGCCCAGGGUUAUGCAAGCAAGGGAAAGGGAAGAUUCCACCAUUAAUGCCCUUGCAGGAGCCUAUGAUUAUCUAGCUCCAGAAUAUGCAUAUUCAUCUAAAGCAACGACCAAGUGUGAUGUCUACAGUUUUGGGGUGGUGCUGAUGGAAUUAGUAACAGGGAAAAAGCCACUAGAAGCAGAAUUUGGAGAGAACAAGAAUAUCAUACAUUGGGUUUCAAUGACAAUGGACACCAAUGAGGGAGUUAAUGAAGUAUUGGAUAAACGACUUUUGGGAUCUUUGGUUGAGAUGAUCCAGGUUCUGCGCAUUGCUAUCUGCUGUACCUGCAACAACCCAGCCCUCCGCCCAACAAUGGAAGAGGUGGUCCAAUUGCUGAUAGAGGCAGAUCCAUGCAGAUUCAAUUCUUGCAAGUAGUCUAAUAUAACCGAAAAGAUGUCGAAUCAAGCAGCAACAAUGAAUUAUAAUUGUAAUAGACUAUAGGAGAGUGGUGGGGUUCUUGGUGUAUUAUCACAGCGUGCAUCAAUAUAAAUAUGAAUAAAAUAUAGUCCUAAAAUACAGUGACUUAUCAUGAAGAGCGUUUUUGUC